AUGUGGAGAAACACAGUCAAGUCGUUUCUAUGCGGAAGCAAAGGACUAAGGGCAAAAAUCCGCGGAUCAUGCAGCACAAGCGAGAAGAAGUGGGUCCAGCCCACGGGAUUUGACACUGGUUUGAAGACUUUCAACAGCCGCACAAAACAAAAAGAGCCACUCAUUCUGGCCCGUGAAGGAGUAGCCACCUGGUACAGCUGUGGGCCCACCGUUUACGAUCAUGCGCACUUGGGCCAUGCAUGUUCGUAUGUCAGGUUUGACGUGCUGCAGAGGAUCUUGUCCCGGUUGUUUGGCAUCACGGUCAUCCACGCCAUGGUCAUCACAGACAUUGAUGACAAAAUUAUUCAAAGAGGUUGGCAGGAGAACAUCUCGCCCACCAUCUUAGCUAGAACGUACGAAGAGGAAUUUAAGAAGGAUAUGAUGUCACUGAAGGUGAUUCCUCCUGUAGUGUAUUUAAGAGUCACAGAACACGUAGCACAAAUUGUUGCCUUCGUUCAGAGAAUCAUCGAGAACGGAAACGCCUACGCCACAAAAGAAGGUGAUGUGUAUUUUGAUAUCCAGUCUAUUGGGGAUCGCUAUGGAAAGUUUGGUGGAGCCGGAGAGUCUCACGAAGCGACUGGUGGCUCCAGUAAAAAAGAUGUGAGGGAUUUUGCUCUGUGGAAACAAUCAAAACCUCAAGAACCACACUGGGAAUCUCCAUGGGGCCCAGGAAGGCCAGGGUGGCAUAUUGAAUGUUCCACCAUUGCGAGCUCAGUCUUUGGAAGUCAGCUGGAUAUCCACUCAGGUGGCGUGGACCUGGCCUUCCCUCACCAUGAGAACGAGGUGGCACAAUGCGAAGCCUAUCAUCAGUGUGAUCAGUGGGGCAAUUAUUUCUUGCACUCAGGACACUUACACAUCAAAGGCAGUGCAGAGAAAAUGUCCAAAUCUCUGAAGAACUAUAUCACCAUUAAGGACUUCCUGCAGUCUUACUCUGCCAAUGAGUUUCGAAUGUUCUGCCUUUUGACGAAAUACAGAUCAGCUAUAGACUACAGUAACAGCAGCAUGUCAGAAGCUCGGGGGUCCCUAGCAACCGUCUCUACCUUCUAUAAUGACGCUCAGGCCUACAUUAAGGGUCAGCUGCAGUCUUUGCCAGUGCAGGACUCACUACUCUGGGAGAGGUUGGCCAAGACGAAAUCCAGCGUGAUGGCAGCUUUGAGUGAUGACUUUGACACACCAAGAGCCAUGAAUGCCAUCAUGGAUUUAGUUUACCAGGGUAACCGCCAGCUGCAGCCUGUUUCCACGGCUGCAGGAGCAACCAGAUGUCCAGAAGUGUUUGGAGCCAUGGUUGUCUACUUAAGAGACAUCUUGGAAGUGUUUGGGAUUGACCAGUUUCAUGACAAGGAUGUAGAACUGGCAAGCCAGUCUGGAAACCUUCAGGCUGUUGUAGAGCAACUGACGCAAUUCCGAAGUGAAGUUAGAGCGUUCGCGCUCACCCGUCAGUCAACAUCUUCUGGGAACAACCAAGAAGCACUUUAUUCAGACAGAAUACCGCUCCUUAAAGCGAGUGACGAUCUGAGGAGGAACCUGGCACCUCUUGGAGUGCUUAUAAAAGAUCGAGGAGCCAACUCUACGUGGGAGCUAACGAAAAAAGCUUCAGAUAUCGACGGGUUGAAAGCAAUCCUUCACAAAGCAUUUCAUGACAGAAUGGAUUCAAGUGAAUUUAUAUUUAAAGAAUAUUUAAAUUAG
This is a messenger RNA of Nerophis lumbriciformis (worm pipefish), 1725 nucleotides long. The record is from RefSeq and is a predicted model, not a curated record. NCBI's taxonomy places the organism in Eukaryota, Metazoa, Chordata, Actinopteri, Syngnathiformes, Syngnathidae.